AAAUAAUUGACCAGGAAGUGAUUCUCUUAAUGUCAUUACACGCUCGUGUGUAUUUUUAUGAAUUUAUGAAUUACAGUAUAAGAAUGGCAUCACUGUUGCCACUGCAAUCAAUAUAAUAACAUUUAGUGUAACGUUUUAUGGUAUGGAAACGUGUAACGCUUGCAUGGGAUAGGAUACUCGAGUUCAUUGUAUUUGCGUGGUUUCAAUAUCGUGUGCAGUGAGCUAACUAACUGCUGUAGCUAUUAGCUUACUAAAUAUGUAAACUUGUCAUGUGAUAAUGUGAAAUUAUUUUGGUUAUACCCGGGUCACAACAUAUUUAUUUGGGCUGUAGCAGACUGACUACUGCCAGGAUUGAACCCAACCAUGAAUAUAACUGUGUGCUCUUCAGUGCUGUUGACUAGUGCUUACAGAAUGUGUAUUUCAAAAGCCCCACGGCCCCAUUCCAUUGGAUCCAUUGGCUGGGUAGUUCCUGUCUCCAUGGCCCCCUACCGGUCUUAUUCUACAAACAUCAAAGUUCGUUCCUACCUACAGUACAUGAAGCGGAAGAUCAAGCCCCCACCAAGUCCUCCAUACCCCCAUGUCUGCCAGGUGGGUGAACCGGUGCUGCGAGCCCAGGCUGCAGCGGUGGACCCUGGGGCAGUACAGGGUCCGGCAGUUCAGGAGGUGAUCCACACCAUGGUAAAGGUGAUGCGGAAAUUUGAAUGUGUGGGACUGAGUGCACCUCAAGUUGGAGUGCCACUUCGUAUCUUAGCUCUGGAGUUCCCAGAGCGCAUGUUGGAGGACAGCUUGCCUGCUGCACGUGAAGCCCGUGGUCUGACCGCUGUGCCUCUGCGGAUCUUUAUCAACCCCCAGCUGCGAGUCCUAGAUGGACGCACAGUUUUGUUCCAGGAAGCCUGUGAGAGCAUCUCGGGGUUCUCGGCCACUGUUCCACGCUACCUCUCUGUGGAAGUCUCAGGCUUGAAUGAGAAGGCGGAGCCUGUGACCUGGCAAGUGAGCGGCUGGCCCGCACGCAUCCUACAGCAUGAGAUGGAUCACUUGGAUGGAGUCCUAUACAUUGACCGCAUGGACAGUAAAACCUUCAUUAACGUGAACUGGGCAGCAAAGAACGAGUAGCCGUUUCAAACAAACCUAGUCACCCUGAUUGACCCACAGCACUUAAAGACAGUUCUUGGACAUAACAUGGCAGCAGAUAAGACCAUUCUGAAACCUUUCCUUUGACUGAUUAAACUGUAAAUUCUUAAUAAUAAAUAAUGUAUUUAUGAAGGCA
Messenger RNA from Salmo salar (Atlantic salmon), 1267 nucleotides. It is a transcript of the gene pdf, whose product is annotated as peptide deformylase, mitochondrial. Gene Ontology annotation, molecular function: peptide deformylase activity. Gene Ontology annotation, cellular component: mitochondrion. NCBI's taxonomy places the organism in Eukaryota, Metazoa, Chordata, Actinopteri, Salmoniformes, Salmonidae. Gene Ontology annotation, biological process: N-terminal protein amino acid modification; peptidyl-methionine modification. The record is from RefSeq and is a predicted model, not a curated record.